Molecule: messenger RNA, 3308 nt
Organism: Lotus japonicus
Lineage: Eukaryota; Viridiplantae; Streptophyta; Magnoliopsida; Fabales; Fabaceae
Product: sister chromatid cohesion protein PDS5 homolog C-like
Exons: 14
Coding region: 191-2605 (804 amino acids)
Biological process (GO): mitotic sister chromatid cohesion; DNA repair
Cellular component (GO): nucleus; chromatin
Source: RefSeq, a predicted model, not a curated record
GAUUGUAUAGUGAAUUUCAAACCCAGAAACUCAAUAGUAUUAAAGAAAAAACCAUGAACUAAUCUUUUGUGCUUAUCUGCUUGCAUGUCACACACUUUGCCUCAAACCCUUGAAUUUAGUUUUGCUGACACAGCUAGGGCUAUAAAUUGUGAGUUACAUUGUACAUUUCCAAACUUUCUGGGCAGAAACAAUGACUUCCACUGAGAGAGAUACACUGCUGCUGCAGAGGCUUAGACAUGUGGGGAGGAAGCUGCUCAAAUGCAAGCCUUAUGAUGAUAUUGAUGUGGUUCUUGAACAGCUUGAUAAAUUGGAGCUGAUUCUGUCAACGGUCGAUCAAAGACCUGCCAAUCAUGUUCAAGAAUCACUUGUGCCUUUAAUGAAGGCACUAAUUUCUGCUGAACUUUUGCGACAUCCGGAUGAGGAUGUCAAGAUCUCUGUUACAUCUUGCCUAGCUGAGAUCACAAGAAUUACGGCACCAGAUUCCCCUUAUGAUGAUGAACAAAUGAAGGAAGUUUUCAAGCUCAAGGUGUCAGCUUUUGAGAAAUUGUGUCAUGUAUCUGGUCGUGGCUAUGAAAAAGCAUUAGCCAUACUUGAGAAUGUUUGGAAGGUCAGGUCAUCCUUGGUCAUGCUGGACCUUGAGUGUGAUGACCUGGUUAUUGAGAUGUUUCAUCAUUUCUUUGGUGUUGUAAGGUCAAGCCAUCCAAGUAAUGUAAUUCAUUCAAUGGAAUCAAUAAUGACAUUGGUCAUAAACGAAAGUGAUGAAAUUUCCCCAGAUCUUCUUAAACCUCUUUUAGAUAGUGCUCGAAAGGAAAAUCAGACUAUCUCACCUAUUUCUUGGACCUUGGCUGAGAAAGUAAUAACCAGCUGUGCUGUGAAGCUUACACCGUUUCUUAUGAAGGCCGUGGAGUCCUCAGGAAGAUCUCUUCAUGAUUAUCCACAAAUCGUUUCGUCCAUUUGCCAGAAUCGAUUGAUUGCUUCUCCAAAGGCAGUGGUUCAGUCAGUUGAUAACAAGCUUGAUGUACCCACAGAUGCAGAUGAUCAACCCUGUGAUGUGACCAAAGGACUUGAACCAGAUACUACUUGUGUGAGAGGUUCCCAACUUACGGGUGUUACAAAAUCAAACAUAAGUGCCAGUGCUGCUACUGUGGAUGGAGAAGCUAUAAAAAAGUCUGGUUCCAAAAGGAAACAACAUUCUAAUCUUACUAAGAACUCCAAAAGAAGCAGUGCAAACUCCAAUUCAGAGACUUGCAAUUUAGAGUCUGUUAAGGAACCAAGCUCUGAAACUCGGCUGAAUACUUCGCCAAGGAGGAGGGACAAUAAGCCUAAUUCUUUGAUGAAUGCAGAGGAAGUCUAUGAUCACUCUUUGAUUCAUAUGGGAACAAAAACCAGAAAAUCAGCUCAAUCCAGAAAGGCUCACAAUACUAGCUCUGUUUCUUCACCUCCUAAAAAUCCUAUGUCCAGAAAGGAUAUGAUGCAGCCGGAGCCUAAAACGAAACAUGUAGCUCUAGUUUCUGAGCCGAGACAUGAGAACAUUGCAAAACCAGCUCAAUUGAGAAAGACUUCUGCUAUUGGAAGUGAUUUUCUUCCUUCUGAAAUCCCUGCUUCCAGCAAGGAUAAUGUACUGUCAAAGUCUGCAGAUAUGAGCGAAGGUGUUAAAUCAUUAGUAGCUAAACCUAAAAAUGAUGAGAACACUGAUGCUUCUCUGCGUUUUACACAUGAUAAAGAUGGAAGCCGCCCCAAAAGAGGUCGCCCUAGGAAAAUAAGUAGCACAGGUAAUCAAGAUGUUCAUACUAGUUCUGUGUCAAUAUCAAAGAAAGGCAAUUUGAAUCCUCUGCUCGACAAGACUCUUCCCAAAUCCCCUGAUGUUGGGUUGGAAAAGGAAUCUGAUGAAAAACCUCAGCCACCCAUUAGGAAAAUUAAGUUUACUCUGAAGUCUAAUGGGGGAACUUGUGUAGCUCCUGAAUUGGUGGAUGCUAAUGUGGAACCUAAGGUUUCUUGUGAAGAUGAGGGGAGAAACAAGUCAGCUAUGAAUGUUGAGGUGGAAAAUAGAGAAGAGGCCAGAUCUUCAGGUCAACCAGAGGUUAAGAAAAGGAGGAGGCAUGAUGAUGCUACUCCUAACAAAGGUCUCAACAAAUCAUCUGCUGUGAAGGGGCCGAUGGCGAUUACUGAGUCUGCAAGUAAAGCAUUAAGUGGAGUGGAGGAAACCACACAAUCAAGGCUGAGGAGAAGGAACGUCACUACAAGCGUAGAGGUAUCUGAAUCUCGUGACCGUAGUAACUCAUUGGUUGGUAGUCGGAUCGAGGUCUGGUGGCCGAAGGACAAGACGUUUUAUGCAGGUGUUGUCGCUUCUUAUGAUCCUGUCAGAGGAAAGCAUAAGAUUUUGUAUGAUGAUGGGGAUGAGGAAGUAUUGAAUCUUAACAAACAGCGCUGGAAACUAGUUGAUGUUUCACCAAAUGAGGAAAAAGGACUUGGACUUAAGGAUCUCGCCGAGGCGUCGGAUAUGGUAGAAAAAUGCAGAGAAACUCCCGAGUUGGAGUCAGCUAAGGGUGCAAAGACCAAUUCUCAGUCCAGGAAAGAUUCUGCCAGUAAGCCGCCUAAAACUUGAACAAGGAAGACCGGUUCCGACAUGAAAACGAUCAAACCUGAGAAUGGUGACCUUGAAAAGGACAAAGCUCAAAGGGCUUGAAUUUUGCAGUUCUCAAAGAAUAAACAAAGGUGUAUAGGAAGAAGGUUAGCAGUGAUCCAGUGAAGCUGUGCAGUAUUUACUAGUACCAAUAGUUGGCUCUAGAACUCGUAACAUUAUUGGCUCUACCAUAUGGAUUAGUCUGUUUUGCUUCAUAGUUACUCUUAAAAACCUUGCAAACUGGUCAGCAUAGUUUUGAUAUGUGGUGACCUGGAUUGAGAAGGGUUUGAUUUACACCCUUUAUAGACUAUUUACUGCAGAAGGGUUUGUUUUACACCCUUUUUUGAAAUUGGUUUCAUACAUUUUGUGAUGUCAUCUAUUUGUCGUACAAGGGUAUGUUACAUUUCCAUUUAUGGUAAGCAGAUAUUUCUUGAACAAAGAAUGUUAAGGAUAGGGAUCAUUUCAUCUGAAAAUUUUCUCAUGUUGAAAUUGUGAAGAAGAUAUAUCUCUUCAUAUGUAUUAAAUAGAUGAGGUGCUUUGAAUAUUUAUGAAGAAAGGGAUAAGCAUAAAUUUCACUUGACAUUGUUAUAUGACAUGAGAUGAUCGUAAUCCGCAUGUUACCGAAUGUUGUUGUGAAGAAAAUAAAAGUAGAGCGAGAAAGUUUAAUGAAAAUGAAAAUAGUAAG